This is a messenger RNA of Colletotrichum godetiae, 432 nucleotides long. RefSeq lists its product as uncharacterized. The annotation marks the transcript as partial. The record is from RefSeq and is a predicted model, not a curated record. The transcript has a single exon. NCBI's taxonomy places the organism in Eukaryota, Fungi, Ascomycota, Sordariomycetes, Glomerellales, Glomerellaceae.
UUGUCGACAGCGACUCAGACGGAGUUGACUACGCUUCCUCAGUCCGACCCAACCGGAAUCACCACGGUUGUCACUUUUGUACCACUUACUGGUGGCUUUACGACAGUGAUAUCAACGGCAACACAAAUAGGCGUCACGACGCUUCCCCAGACGGACCCAGCUGGCACAACCACGGUCGUCAGUUUUGUGUCCCCAAUCACCGGUGCCAUCACGACGCUUGUCUCCUCUGCAACUCAAUCCGGCGUCACAGCCCUACCCCAGACAGAUCCUGCCGGUACGACUACCGUCGUCACAUUUGUUCCCAUUACCGGCGCCGUGAUUACCGUGACUUCAACAGCCAGUCUAACUGGCGUAACGACCCUUCCCCAGGCCGACCCUGCUGGUACGACAACGAUUGCUACCUUUGUGUCGCCAAGUCCGACUUGCACACCA